AGUCAGUUCUCUUUCAAUCACAGACAAUGUUCGGAAUAAUACCGUUGAUCGUUAUACCGUGUGUCUUCGCGUCACAAAGCAUUUUUGCAACGGAAAGUUUUUUUCCCAGUGACCAAGUGGAGGUUUUCUCAAAUACCCCGGAAAUUAUGGGGCGAAUUGAGAAUUUUCCGAAUAGAAACGAACCUUUCAGAAGAUUUUUGAAAAGCUACAAUUCAUUAAGGCCUAUUGGUGUGUUGAUAGAUGAUACAAAAGAAAGUUCUGUGGCGGCUACAGAGUUCAUGAAAAACAUUUUCAAGGUCGCUGCUGGUGCCAAGCAAAUCACUUUCAGCGUUUUAAGAUUCAACAGCACAGGUUCCGCGCCAAUAUUAGAAAUAAAAGGUAGCGAUACCGAGCAGCUUUACAACGCACUUUCGUACAGAACCCGAGAUCAAAACCUUGAACUAGGAGUUCCACAGCCGUUGGGAGCUGUUGCUUUCUUCGCUACCCUACAAGCUGCCGCAGCUUUACCUAUAGAUAGCGCCAUCGUUAUUUUCAUUGAUAGAAAAAUUAAUGAUGAAGACCUGGCAGGACACACAGCCAUUAUCAAGAAGAAAAAUAUCAGAGUAUAUGUAAUUUGGGGAGGACCAUAUCCAACAAAAAACAAUGAAGAACGUUUAUUGCAGGAACUAUGUUCCUACUCUGGCGGUUUGUUUUUAUUUAAUAAUAUUAAGGAUUUGUCAGGUUACAAUUACAGAAAUUUCAUUAGUGGUAGUCACCAAGAUUUGAACACUUCGAUUAUAUUUGCAAAAUCAAAUAUCACAGAUGAUUCCACAUUCAAUUUUCCCAUUGAUUCAGAAGUCGUUUUUAUACACAUAAUAUUAACUCCUGCAGAUGUUGAAGGAAUACUCACAACUUCAACAGGACAGCGCGUGACAUUAACGGACAAUGAUGACAUUGCAUCGUAUGGAACUGGAUCAUUCGGUUUUACAGAACGAGGUCAACGAGAAAUUUUUCUGGAUGCGACGCAAGGAGUCGGAGUUUGGAGUCUCCACGUCAUAACAUCGUCCUCGAUUCCCUGCAAUGUGAAGGUUUAUGCACGCACCAGGCUGACGGCGCAGGCGUAUUUUGUAAGAGAAAAUACAGAUAAUGCACUUCAAAACAAAAUGAAAAUAUUGAAACUAGAUUUUACGGGAGAUUUACGAACAGUUGAAAACAUUAGCUUUAUCAGUAAUGAUGGAGAAAUAUUGUCAAACAAUCUAAAAUAUACUAUAAUGAAGGACAUGUUACUUAUAAAAAACAACAAACGCAAACAGCUAGAUAUUGAACUCACCAACGUGACGCACAAAUCGUUCCAAGUACAAGUGGAAGGAACUGACGGAAAAGGCAAUCGUUUUUCUCGGUUAACCUAUGUAAAUGACUACAGCUCAAAUAAUAUAUUCCCUCAACCUGUGUUAUCAGUAGAUGUAGGAGUAAGUUCAGAGCUUAUUAUCCCUAAUAGUAAAACGGCUGUAAUUACAUUUGAAGUGACGAACUUGAGAAAUUCAGCAGCUGACACCCGAUUUUACUGCAAAGAUGAGAAGUCUAUUCUUGGUAGUAUGCAGCCUUACAGAACAAUUAUUAGUCCACAAGCAACAGCAAUCGUAACUCUGAUACUAUCUAUAAGAUACGGAAUUUAUCAAGAUUUGAUAACAUUUACAGCAGCUGUAGGAUCAGAGUAUGUUGAGAAAAGAGUUAUAGUUGAUGUGGGAUCACAACUAACGAACGACAAUGUCGAACCCACUUUGGAUUAUACGUAUCUUAGUGAUUGUGCCAAAGUUAUAUUCUCAAGUUGUGAUCAAGGCACUUGGACUAUAGAGGCUAGAGCUAGAGAUCAAGGUUCAGGUUUAUUACAAUUAACAUCAAAUCCCAAAGGCUUGAUAUUUCAAGAAGGAUUCACCACAGGUACCAAAGAAGAAGUUACAGGCACAUACAGUGACUCAUGUUGCAAUGCUGACAUACAACUUACUGCUACAGAUAGACUGAACAAUCGAAAGACUGUAACAGCUAACGCUUACCGUGCAAUGUGGGGACCAGGACAAAUAGCAGCAUUAAUCUUAGGAAUUCUACUCUUUUUACUACUACUAGUACUAGUCAUUUAUCUAAUUGUAAAAUGUGUGAAAAAAAGAAAACAGUAUGAUCUUCCUACAUAUAGAGGAGGACGUAUAUGACAAUUAAUCAACUCUAUUAGAGAUGAACAAAAAUUUUGGUACUAGAAUAAUAUGAUACAUUAGUUUCCAGGUUAUAGGCCGUGGUUUGUAAUUAUUUCGCCAGCCCUGUAAUUAUGCUGCAAACAUUAUCAAACACGAUGAGGCAAACGUCGGAGCUAUAUCCAGCACGGGAGAUGAACGCUGACCGAAACAGGAAGAAAUAGUUUCAUAUAGCGGCUUAUAAUCCCAAAAACCAAUGUACCAUUACACGACAAAAGCCGUGAAAUCCUACACUAAUAUAAUGGCCAUACAUUUUUAAUUUGUAAGCAUCUUUGAUUGUAUAUGAGGUAGAAAUAAAAUAUAAAUAUAUG
Messenger RNA from Diabrotica balteata, 2536 nucleotides. Lineage: Eukaryota; Metazoa; Arthropoda; Insecta; Coleoptera; Chrysomelidae. The record is from the annotation of a GenBank genome assembly.